CUAUGACUUACGCAUCAUGAUAUUGACAGGGAACACAUUUGUUUCCAAACAAACGAGGCUCUCUUCAGGAGGCUGCUGUUGUGACUUAAACAAAUCAUCUUACAUGCUCAGGCAGAGUAGAUCACUACUAGUGAAUCCCAAUCACCUUUUUCCUCUGGCGAUGUUUCAAAGAUGCUCGACGUUAUGGAGCCCCUUGUAGUGCUAACAAAGAGUACUUAUGAGCACUCUGUGUGUAGUACUGCUCAAUAUAUAAAACGAAUCUGCGACGCCAACUUUUUAGUGUCUGGACAAUCAGGUGUCCGGUUUGAACCAGGGCCACCAUUUUCCCAAAAUUUCAGCGCUAGAUGGAAAACCUUUUUUAAAGUCGUGAAUCUUGUUAUGUUUGGAUCUCCUGAAGCUCAUCGCAAGGCUCUUGACACAACACGGGUCGAUGAUCGCGUUGUUCAAGUGGAGCGCCGUGAGAAUUUAAUCGACAGAAUCAAUUGUGAAUGGAAUGAAUACACAGUAUUCUCUACUGUGAUGCUUGCUGUCAAUAUCGCGGUCCCAUUUGUCCACUCUCAAACGUCUGCAAUUCUUGUAUCUUAUUUGUCUACCCUUUGUGCCACGGGUUCGUUAAUAGUCACACUAGUCUUUGCUAGACAAGUCAAUGUCAGCCAGCGAUACCCCCAUAGAUGUUCGGUAAGCAUCCUCUUCAAUCGCUUGACUUUCAUCAUUUAUUAUAUCCACCACACCCCGCUCUUCAUACUUGGGAUGCUACGUUCUAGUGAGCGCCUUGAACGCCUUGUCCUGAUGCUCAGUCUGCUGUUUACAUUCCUGAUUUGGGGGUGUGUCUCCAACUAAAUACCAUGGGGUAGUGAUUCAUUCCCUCAUUCCCUGACGGAAUAAUAUUGUUGGCUACAACACUGUCUAUCGUGAUCUUCCGCACUUCUGACAUCACCACCGUACCAAUUGCAAUUCCGAUUUGGGCCGCUAUAGUUAUCCUGGCAACAUGGCCCGUGUCCGCUGCCCAUAUCAGAUGCCUUCUGCGCAAGAUAAGAGUCCAGAUCCUGAUUCAGUUGCAUUUAUAUCAUUCUAGAUCAUUGGGGGCUAGUGUGACGACUAGAACCCUCCUCUGAUGCCGGGGAUU
Suillus subalutaceus is the source of this 1126-nucleotide messenger RNA. RefSeq lists its product as uncharacterized. The record is from RefSeq and is a predicted model, not a curated record. NCBI's taxonomy places the organism in Eukaryota, Fungi, Basidiomycota, Agaricomycetes, Boletales, Suillaceae. Bases 172 to 840 code for a protein of 222 amino acids. The transcript is spliced from 6 exons.